Messenger RNA from Microbotryum saponariae, 2476 nucleotides. Lineage: Eukaryota; Fungi; Basidiomycota; Microbotryomycetes; Microbotryales; Microbotryaceae. The record is from the annotation of a GenBank genome assembly.
AUGUCAGCCACCCUAGACAAGCACGCCUUUGAGAAGAGCUCCGACAAGGAACUCAGUGACAAUGAUGUUCACGUCGUAAGUGUCGCGUCUUUCCCACAGCUCGGCGAAUGAACCCGGAUCCCGGACCAAGCGAAGCUUGCCACCCCCUCGCCGCUCCUGAUCGGAAGGUCAGGGGCGUCGGAAAGCUUGGGUAGUGACUAGCAGGUCGUACUCAUCAGUGCCGGGAAAUUUCUCACUUACACGACACUUGACUGAUAUUCCUGUGCUGGCCAAUCUAAAUACCGCAGACCACCACCGCCGCUCCCGAAAUUUACGACCCUUCCCAGGAGUCGAUCUGGACGCGCGCCGGUCUUUCUUUCCGAUCGUACACCCGCGCCCCCGGUAGCACUGCCGGUCUCAAAGUUCAUGGUUCGGCGGCUCACAUCGAUCCCCUCAAAGAGGGAGCGAACCCAAUGCUUCAGCAAAAGAUGAAGUCUCGUCAUUUGACCAUGAUCGCCGUCGGCGGCUCAAUCGGUACCGGUCUUUUCAUGCAAGUUUUUAGGCGCCUUCGCCCGAGCCCAGGCGCGGCCGACAAACCAUCGGUCGCUGACGUACUUUGUCUCGCUCUCGUCCUGCAGCGGUUCGGGACAAGCUCUUAGAAACGGUGGCCCUGCUGGUAUUCUCAUUGCAUGGUCUCUCAUCGGCAUCAUGAUGAUCAACGUUACGCAAUGCCUCGGUGAACUCGCUAUUCUCUAUCCCCUCUCCGGUGGCUUCUACACCCUCGCUGUCCGCUUUUUAGAUCCCGGCUUCGGCAUGGCUCUCGGUGGGUUGCAUCUGAAUGUGACGUCAUCCGGUACUCUCUGGAUUGUGCUGACGACUGCUCCCUGAACACAGGCUACAACUAUCUCUUCCAAUGGGCGGUCGUCUUGCCGCUCGAGAUUACCGCAGCGGGCAUCACGGUGAGUGGCCCUCUACACCAAUCCUGUGUUCUCUGCGCUUGAAGCUGUACGACCCUUGCUGACCUUUCCCUUUCUAACUGCUCACACAGGUGCAAUAUUGGACUGAGUCAGUGCCAAUCGCGGCGUGGAUCACCAUUUUCUGGUUUGCCAUCAUCUUUGUGAACAUCUUCGGUACCCUCGGCUUUGCCGAAGAGGAGUUCUGGUCCUCGUGCCUCAAGUUAACCGUCGUCGUGAUCUUCGUCAUCAUCGGUAUCGUGCUCAACGUCGGUGCCGGCCCCUCGGGGGCGAAUACACCACAUAUCUUGGUGGUGAUCUAUGGAGGAGCCCGGGAGCGUUCGCCAACGGGUUCAAGGGUGAGUUCUACUGCUCAAGCCGAAGUCUCUGGGUAUUCUCGGGCUAACCGAGGUCGAGGUUACAUCGCAGGUGUGUGCGCCGUAUUCGUGACUGCUGCUUUCUCCUUUGCUGGUACCGAACUCGUCGGCCUUGCGGCUACCGAGACCCCCAACCCCCGCCAGACGAUGCCCGGCGCCGUCAAGGGCACUUUCUGGUGAGUUGUAGAAUGGCCGACAUUUGGCCACGCUAGUGUUUUGUCUGGUAACGAUUUGCUGAUUCACCGGGGUGGUAUAUCACAGGCGCAUUACCGUUAUCUACCUUUCCUCGCUCCUGAUCAUCGGUCUCAAUAUCCCUUAUAACGAUGAGCGUCUCCUCGGUGGUAGCGGAGCCGGUACUUCGCCGUUCGUCAUCAUGGUUGACCGAGCGGGAAUCCGCGGCCUCAACCAUCUCAUUAACGCUACCAUCUGCAUCUCGGUUCUAUCCAUUGGGUUGUCCUGCGUCUACGCCGGAUCUCGUGUCUUGACGGCCCUGGCCGAGACCGGCUACGCCCCUAAGGUGUUUGCCUACGUCGAUCGAAGCGGACGACCCCUCUGGUCGGUCUUGUUCGUCCUCGCGUUCGGCCCCAUCGCCUACGUCAAUGUCUCGAGCUCUGGAGAUGUCAUCUUCGAUUGGCUCCUCGCCUUGUCUGGUCUCUCGACUCUCUUCACUUGGGGCUCGAUCUGCUUGUGCCACAUCCGUUUCCGUCGCGCUUGGAAGGUCCAAGGCCACUCCGUCGAGGAGCUUCCCUUCAAGGCCGCCGGUGGCGUCUAUGGCUCCUGGUUCGGGCUCAUCCUCGUCAUCCUUGUUCUCAUCGCCCAGUUCUACGUUGCGAUUUGGCCCAUUGGAGGCAUGGAGAGCGAUCCCAAGGCCGCCGCCGAGACGUUCUUCAAGGUCUACCUCGCCAUGCCCGUACUGCUCUUCUUCUGGGUCGUCGCUUUCCUGUGGAAGCGCACGUUGCCUCAGCGAGCCCAUGACAUCGAUCUCGAUGUGAGUAGAUUUCCCUGAAUGUGAUUAUACAGCGCCUAUGCUGACCGUGUGCCUUAUUCCAUACUCUGUAGACGGGACGUAAAUCGUGGCUCACCGUCGAGGAGAUGCGCCUCUACCGAGAGGAGCGACGCAACGCCCCUUUCUUCACUCGCGCGUUUCGCAUUCUCUUCUCGAACUAA